This is a messenger RNA of Hansenula anomala, 903 nucleotides long. RefSeq names its product sterol homeostasis protein ARV1 (gene ARV1). Bases 1 to 903 code for a protein of 300 amino acids. NCBI's taxonomy places the organism in Eukaryota, Fungi, Ascomycota, Saccharomycetes, Phaffomycetales, Wickerhamomycetaceae. The record is from RefSeq and is a predicted model, not a curated record. Gene Ontology annotation, cellular component: cortical endoplasmic reticulum; Golgi apparatus. Gene Ontology annotation, biological process: intracellular sterol transport; sphingolipid metabolic process; sterol metabolic process. The transcript has a single exon.
AUGAUCUGUGUCGAAUGCAAUGCACCAGUCGAUUCGCUUUAUGUGAAAUAUGCCAAUGAUUACAUCAAGUUGACGGACUGCCCUAGUUGCUCCAAAGUUGCAGACAAGUACGUUGAGUUUGACAAUGUGAUUUUGUUCAUUGACACAUUACUCCUAAAACCACAAGCGUAUAGACACUUGGUUUACAAUUUGAUGGGAAAUGCUCCAAAUGACUUGAAACAAAGUAGCCAGAGGUCAUUGAAAGGUUGGUUUUUGAAGAACAAAAAGGUCAACAGAAUACGGCUUUUGAUGAUUUUAUUCAAAAUUUAUUUAACAUGGGCGUAUGAGGAAAAGAAUUAUAACUUUGAAGAAUCAAUCAAUCCCUUCUUGAUCAUGAAUUCAAUACUGAAAAAGAAUGCCGUGACUCAAUAUCUAUACUUUUCACUCAAAUGCAUUUCAGAUGAUGUGAUAACUCACACUUUUAUUCCAUUUUUCAUGUUCAAUGUUGUUGGCUGGAAUCCAAAUGGGUAUGUGUCAAAGGAUUCACAUAACAAAAGAUAUUAUAAAAUGGCAUUAUCCCUUACAAUUCUAAUUUCAGGAGCUACAAAUUUGUUCCCAAUCCUUAUGCUCAUUUGGCCAUACAAUAAUAUAACUAUCACCAAUAUUAUAAGUUCUGUUGCAGACUUGAGCUUAAUAGAAGCACUGAGAAUAGUGACUGAUUGCUCGAUCCCCAGUGCAAUCAGUGUGUUUUUACUGAAUACACUUAUCAAAUUCAUAGUCACUAGAAUGCUAUUAAUUGUCAUUCUCACCAAAGGAAAUGAAAGCUUGGCAUAUAGCAUUGCCAAUCAUGAGUAUGCGAAUUUUGUUCAACGGAUUAUGGGACUCAGGCAAAUUCUGGAGAGGUCCUUGAAGCCUUUCAUAUGA